AUGACUAAAUUAUCAUCGAAUUGGGCUAAACUAAACUCAAAAAUACGAAAAGAGAAAGGUGUCAAAAAGAUACGGAAACCAACUAUUGCUAAACCUAAAACAGAUACUCCCAAAUCAACAUUAAAUUUACUAAAAGAAAUACCAAAACCAAAACGUCAAGAAACUGAAACAAAUGAAUUAACUCCUAUUGAAUAUACAUUAUGGGUUCAAGAUAGUCAAAUAAAUCAAUCGGAUAUUUCAAUAACAUCAAAACAUAUAAAUCAAAUAGAUUCAAGAAAGAAAGAACCUGGAAAAUAUAUAGCUAUUGAUUGUGAAUUUGUUGGUGUUGGGCCAGAAGGAGAAGAAAGUGCAUUAGCUAGAGUUUCAAUUGUUAAUUUUUAUGGAUAUGUUUUAUUAGAUGUAUUUGUUAAACCAAAAGAAAAAGUCACCGAUUGGAGAACUUGGGUUAGUGGAAUUCAACCAUAUCAUUUGAAAAAUGCAAUUUCUUUUAAACAAGCUCAAGAAAAAGUUUCAAAAUUAUUUCAAGAUAAAAUUCUAAUUGGUCAUGGUAUAAAUAAUGAUUUAGAAUGUUUAUUUUUAUCACAUCCAAAGAAAAUGAUUAGAGAUACUUCAAGAUAUCCACCAUUUAGAGAAAUUGCAGGUGGUAAAACUCCAAGUUUGAAAAAAUUAGUUAAACAAGUUUUAAAUAUUGAUAUUCAAGCACAAUCUCAUUCAUCAGUUGAAGAUGCAAGAGCAACAAUGUUAUUAUUUAGAUUACAUAGAAAGAAUUUUGAAAAAUGGUAUCAAAAUAAAAAAAUUAAAAUAGUAUAA
Insectozyma verbasci is the source of this 810-nucleotide messenger RNA. The record is from the annotation of a GenBank genome assembly. NCBI's taxonomy places the organism in Eukaryota, Fungi, Ascomycota, Pichiomycetes, Serinales, Debaryomycetaceae.